Molecule: messenger RNA, 1346 nt
Organism: Chenopodium quinoa (quinoa)
Lineage: Eukaryota; Viridiplantae; Streptophyta; Magnoliopsida; Caryophyllales; Amaranthaceae
Product: 1-aminocyclopropane-1-carboxylate oxidase 4-like
Exons: 4
Coding region: 105-1073 (322 amino acids)
Source: RefSeq, a predicted model, not a curated record
AGCACAUUUAUCACAACUCAAAGAGCAAAGCAAGAAAGAAAGAAUAUUCUAUAAGAGAAAAACUCAGCUUAUACCAAGAAAAAAAAGAGAGUUAAUUUUAAGCAAUGGAGAAUUUCCCAGUUAUCAAUUUGGGGAAUCUUAAUGGUGAGGAGAGACAAGCUACCAUGGCAAAGAUCCAUGAUGCUUGUGAAAACUGGGGUUUUUUCGAGCUGGUGAAUCAUGGAAUUUCGCAUGAUCUUUUGGACACUGUUGAGAGGAUCAGCAAAGAUCACUACAAGAAAUGUAUGGAACAGAGAUUCAAAGAGCUAGUUGCUAGCAAAGGCCUAGAGAAUGUAUCUACUGAGAUUAAGGACUUGGAUUGGGAAAGCACCUUCUAUCUGCGCCAUCUUCCUACUUCUAACAUCACCGAAAUCCCUGAUCUCGAUGAUGAAUACAGGAAGGUUAUGAAGGAAUUUGCUCUGAAGUUGGAAAAACUAGCAGAAGAUCUUUUGGACUUGCUUUGUGAGAACUUAGGCCUUGAAAAAGGUUACCUUAAGAAGGUGUUCUAUGGAAACAGUGCACCAAACUAUGGGACUAAGGUGAGCAACUACCCACCGUGCCCUAAACCCGACUUGAUCAAUGGACUCCGAGCCCACACCGAUGCUGGUGGCAUCAUCCUCCUCUUCCAGGAUGACAAAGUUAGCGGCCUCCAACUCCUUAAAGGCGAUAAAUGGAUUGAUGUUCCACCUAUGCGUCACUCCAUUGUUAUCAACCUUGGUGACCAACUCGAGGUGAUCACUAAUGGGAGAUACAAGAGUGUGCUGCAUCGAGUGGUAGCGCAAACAGACGGGACUAGAAUGUCGAUUGCUUCGUUCUACAACCCUGCGAGUGAUGCAGUGAUCUACCCUGCACCGUCGUUGGUGGAGAAGGAUGCAGAGGAGCAAAAACCGAUAUACCCGAAAUUUGUGUUUGAUGACUACAUGAAGCUGUAUGCAGGGCUUAAAUUCCAGCCUAAGGAGCCAAGGUUUGAAACUAUGAAGCAAUUGGAAAAUGGUGUCAAGUUGGAGUUGGGUCCUGUUGCAGCUGCUUAUUAGAAACCCAAUAUAAUCAACAUAUAGAUUAUCAUAUCAUAUCAUAUGAUAGUAUAAAGAAAUUUUUUAUAUUGUUGCUAAUAAUAAUGUAAAAGUUGUCUUCAAGUUCAACUAUGUUUUUUCACUAGUAAAAAUGAUUUAAUAGUUGACAUGUAAUGUACUUUAAAUUGUUUUAGACUAAAUAUUGAAAAAAAAAAACCUGAUUACUGUACUUAGUAAUGGACCAAAUUCAUUAUUUCUAUAAGAGGCAUCUUGAUCUUGUCCUGUAUUCUGUAA